ACUGCCCAUGACGGAUAGGUCAAAUCCAGGACCCCACGGACUGAGCAAAACGUGUCCCUUUCAUGUCUCUGAUCAGACCAUCACCCCCCUCAACAACACCAAGCACCUACUGGUGUCGGCCUUCAUGGACCAGAGGGUGAAAGGCUUUGAUAUACGCAUCAUUGGCAUCUUCAGGAAUGACUCCAUCCAACCCCUUCACUGUCGCUUCUGCUGUGAAGGUUUCUUGUCGAUCACAACUCCAGCAAACAUUUUACAACAUUCAAACAGAUUUGGAUUUCCCUUCGUCGCGACAGAUGUCAUGUGUCCAAUUCCUGAAAACUGCAAAGCUACACAUGUCACUCUUCUGACUCAGCCAGAGAGUGGGAUUGCACCUAAACAGAUUUGGCUCCCGAUAAGAAACAGAAAGACCAACAUGGACGAGGAGGAAAAGUUGCAGUUUAACUUCACAGUCUGCAUCUCCAACCUGUUUGGAGACUACAACAACGUGCUUCAGUUCGCCCAGGCCCUGGAGAUGUACAGGUUGCUGGGAGUGGGCAGAGUGGUGAUCUAUAACACCAGCUGUGGCCCAGAGCUUGAUCGUCUGUUGCAGGUCUACAGCCAGGACGGCUUCCUGGAGAUAGUUCAAUGGCCCAUCCACCAACAUCUGAUUCCAUCUACAGGUUGGCUCUUCUCAGAGCACGGAGGGGACGUGCACUACUUUGGCCAGUUAGCCACGCUCAAUGAGUGCAUUUACAGAUCCAUGGAGCGCUCACGCUACGUCUUGCUGAACGACAUCGAUGAGAUUAUAAUGCCUUACCAACACGACAACCUGAUGUCUAUGAUGAACAUGCUCCAAGAGCAGCAUCCAAAUGCCGGGGUGUUCAUCAUAGAGAACCAUUUCUUUCCCAAGAAACCCUUUGAGGGAGACAAAUCAGGUCCACUGCCUCAAUGGAGAGGGGUGCCAGGCUUUAAUAUUAUGGAGCACAUCUACAGGGAGGAGCCGGACAGAACCAAAUACCUACCCAACAAGUUGAUAGUUAAGCCAAGGGCGGUGGAGCAGACCUCGGUACACGAAGUGCUCAAGCAAUUCAACGAAACGUUCAAGGUUCCGAUGGAAGUUUGUCGGAUCGUCAACUGCCGAAUGACGUACCCAAAAUCACAGCUGGAGCAACUCCGUGUAGACACCCGAUUGUGGGACUUCUCAGAUGAACUAUUGACCAGCGCCAUGAAGAUGCUGAGGAGAGCCGGGCUGCUGAGCUCCGAGGUGGAGGGUCGACAGAUUGGAUAAACAGGCUGAGUGAAUGCACAUUCUCACCAGCUGGACAUAUUAAAAACAUUUGA
Limanda limanda (common dab) is the source of this 1320-nucleotide messenger RNA. RefSeq names its product beta-1,4-galactosyltransferase galt-1-like. The record is from RefSeq and is a predicted model, not a curated record. Bases 8 to 1267 code for a protein of 419 amino acids. The transcript is spliced from 4 exons. Lineage: Eukaryota; Metazoa; Chordata; Actinopteri; Pleuronectiformes; Pleuronectidae.